This is a messenger RNA of Parasteatoda tepidariorum (common house spider), 1098 nucleotides long. RefSeq lists its product as uncharacterized. NCBI's taxonomy places the organism in Eukaryota, Metazoa, Arthropoda, Arachnida, Araneae, Theridiidae. The record is from RefSeq and is a predicted model, not a curated record.
UUUUCGCGGAAGGAUGAAGAAAGCCAGUUUGACAACAUAUUACGUCACAAGUUGUGACGAACGAAACAGUGAAGAGUUUUACUUUCACUAUUUAUUAUUCUGCAGAAAUAAGAUGCGAAAAGGAGCUUAACGUAACAUUGGCCUUGAUGGCGGAUGUUGAUGGAAAUGGCUGUUCUUCGGGAAAUUUCAGUGAUGACGUAUACCAAAAGAAACCUAUCAGUGAAUGGCAAGAAAGUGAUAUAAAGGCAGCAAGAGAAUUUAUCGAAGCAACAGUUUUAAAUAUUUCAUUUAAAGCACUUUGCGAACUUGUGAAAGAAAGGCCAGAUGAUCCAAUACAGUACGUGAUUGAUUUUCUAAUAAAAUAUAAAGAUGAGUAUUCAAAGGAUAUCAGUUUAAUGAAAGAUUCAAAAAAGAUGGAAUCCGGAAUCGAAACUGAAAGCAGACAAAUUCCGGAUAGAAAUCAUUGGGUUGAAAUUUCUUUAGCUACAAAUUCACAAACUGAAGAAUCAUUAGAAGCUUUCUUUGAUUUAAAUCCAGAACUAAGAGUGAAAUUUGAAAAUCUAUCAGCAUCAUCAGAAAUUCAACACAAUGAGACAGAUUUAGACCCACAGGCAAGCUUGAAAUCUGAAGAGCUAUCGACACAAGAAAUUUCGCUCAAUUUAGACCCACAGGCAAGCUUGAAAUCUGAAGAGCUAUCGACACAAGAAAUUUCGCUCAAGCAACAGGGCCAUGAUGUUAAAGAUAGUUCAUCAGUAAUAGAACAAAUUGACUUUAGAGUGAAAAAGUGGCAAAUGCAAUGGAAAAAGACUUUCCCUGCGAAGCGGCCCCAAAUAGAAAAUCCGAAAGAAGGUUAUAAGAUCUUACCCACUCGAUUUUACUUGGAAGCAACAGUGUUAUCUAUCAUAAGGGAUGCUUUAGAUAUUAUUAUAAUAGAAAGGCCAGAGGAUCCAAUACUGUGCAUGACUGAUUUCAUGAAAAAAUACAAAGCAUUGUAUCAAAGUUAAUUUAUGUGAAAAUUCAAGUUCGAAGUUUUAUCAGCCGUCCUCCCUCCUUCAAAAUUUAAUUGUAAUCAUUAUCAAUAAAAUAUUUCGCAAUUAA